CAGUUUCAGCUGCCUGGGUUGCAGUCUGGUGAGAGAAAUCAUGGAGAGGGCUUUGGUGCAAAUCGCCCUCUUUGGGCUGCUGCUGACUUUGGUUACCACACUACCAAACAAGGACGACUGGGACAUCUACAGCUUUCAUGUCAACUCCACAGUGACCAGUCGUUAUGCCACCACUGUCAUCACAAGCCGUGUGGCCAAUCGUAUGGACGAGUCAAAGGAAAUAGAAUUCCACGUCCGGAUUCCCAAGAACGCCUUCAUCAGUAAAUUCAAAAUGCUUAUAGAUGGCCAGGAGUACGAUGGGGUUGUGAAAGCUAAGGAGCAAGCUCAGCAGCAGUACACUGAGGCUGUGUCCCGUGGCCAAAGCGCUGGACUUGUCAGUUCUGUAGGGAGGACCCUUGAGGAAUUUAAGACCUCCGUGACUGUGGCUGCAAACAAUAAGAUCACUUUUGAACUCACAUAUGAGGAACUGCUGAAACGCAAGCUCGGCAAGUACGAACUACAAAUCCACGCUCGACCCAUGCAGCCUGUCAAAGACUUCAAGGUUGAUGUGUACAUUCAUGAGAAAGCCGGCAUCGAUUUCAUCGAGGUUAAAGGAGGACUAAGCACCAAAGCCCUCGCUAAUGCCAUCACCAUAACGCAUGAAGACAAACAGGCAUGGGUGCAUUUCUAUCCGACAGAGGACCAACAGAAAACAUGUGACAGCUGUGGAGAUCAGGGUAUGAAUGGAGAUCUGGUUAUUGUUUAUGAUGUCAACAGGGACACCUCACUUGGAGACAUUAAGAGAUCAGCUGGGUACUUUGUUCAUCACUUUGCUCCAUCUAGUCUUCCCCGCAUACCAAAAAAUGUUGUUUUUAUUAUUGAUCAAAGUGGCUCCAUGUACGGCAGAAAAAUACACCAGACCCGAAUAGCUUUAAUCCAUAUCUUGAAUGACCUGGCAGAAGAUGACUUCUUCGGUCUCUUCACUUUUGAUAGCAGCAUUUUUCACUGGAAACGAGAACUUGUUCAGGCAAACAAAGAAAACCUGGACAGUGCUAAGAAAUUUGCACAGGAUAUUGAAACUAGAGGAGCCACAGACAUUAACAGAGCAGUGUUGGAAGGAGCACGUAUGCUGAAUGCACAUCCCAGAGAAGGUUCAGCAUCUAUCCUUAUACUACUCACCGAUGGAGACCCAACCGCAGGGGUGACAAAUCUUGAAACAAUACAGUCAAAUGUAAGAGGGGUUAUUGCUGACAAAUUCCCUCUCUACUGUCUUGGUUUUGGUUUUGACGUCAAUUUUGAGUUCCUUGAGAAGAUGUCGCUGCAGAACAAUGGUGCAGCCCGACGGAUUUAUGAAGACUCUGAUGCUGAUUUACAGCUGAAGGGUUUCUAUGAAGAGGUGGCCACUCCUCUGUUGACAGAUGUGACAAUGAUCUAUGCUGGUGCGCACAAUCUAACCCAGACUAACUUCAGCCAGUAUUAUAAUGGCUCUGAGAUUGUGGUGGCCGGUCAGAUCACUGACAACGACAUCGAAACUUUCAAUCCACAAGUUGUGGCCAUUUCGAGGAAUACAAGGGUGGUGUUUUCUGACACAAACACUGGGGAGUCAACUGGAACAGUUUCUGACAGCCACAUCCAGAGGGUUUGGGCCUACCUCACAGUCAAACAGCUUCUAGAGAAAGAGCUGCAGUUUUCUGGACCUGAAAAGGAGAAUGUGAAGAAAGAGGCCUUGGAGCUGUCGCUGAAGUACAGCUUUGUGACCCCACUGACAUCCAUGGUGGUUACCAAGCCUCUGGGGGAGAACACGGAUGUGCUCCAUAAACCCAAAGAAGGUGCAACACCACAGGCACAGCAACCUCCUGCAGGAUCUGUGCAGUUACAUGGAUAUGCAGGUGCCUUUCCAGCAGUGCUCGCUGAUUUGAAUCAUUAUGAUGAUCCCGUUGGUGGUCCCAUUUUUCAAGUAGUGGAUUCCACUGCUUUUCUACAAGAAGAACGCAUUAGCGAUAAAUCUACAGCUGCUCAUCCUGGUUUUGAUUCUUUAAGUAUUGUAGUGGCUCACGGCAAAGUGCAAGAAACAGCAACUACUGUUCCUCUUAUCCACAGGUUUUUGCUAAAAACUGAGACUCGGUCUCUUCCAUUAUGCUUUGAUGUCACUGGAGAUGUCCGCCUUAAACUACUACACCAUCCCAACAGGGAGCUGUCUGUGAAUGGUGAGCUUGAUUCAGUAGCGUAUGGAGGCUUCAAAAGGAUUGUCAUCCACUUCAAAGCUGACCUGCAUAUUGAGGUUGACACCCAGAGAAUCACUGUACGAGAGGGACAGACGAUGACACUGCACACGGGACAGGAUCUCAUCACAGCUGGAAGUUUGACAGUGAUUAGGCGGGACAAGGAAAUAGAUGUUGCAGCUGGAGACACACGCAUGGUCAUCUUGAUUCAUAAGCGAGGUGACAAAGAAUUCAUCUGGCCGGUUUUAAGACAGAAGCCAUCAGACAACAACAUUUCAGGAAUUUUAGCUUUAAAGCCAGCAGUUUAUGAGGAGAUGCAGCAAACUCCUUCAACAAAACUUAAGAUCAAAGACCAGGAGAUUGAUGUUACCAGAUCUAAUGCUGUUGACUACAGUAUUGUCUCUGCCCUGACACUGGACUGCUGGUUCAUGUCUGCUGAGUCUGCCCUGCAGAGACGACUGGAUGAUUUCAUUGUUACACAACUUUAACUGGGAAACAUGUUGAAUCAAUUGCAAAUAUGACUUUCUUAGAUCUCUUUAAUGUUUGCAAUGAAAGUUUGGUGUAUGGUUGCUUUAGCUUGUUGUAUCACUUGUUGUAUGUACUGCUUUUUCACAAAAGCAGUACAUACUUCCAGACAGAAAUAAUAAAUUCAUCAACAUAUUA
Molecule: messenger RNA, 2864 nt
Organism: Micropterus dolomieu (smallmouth bass)
Lineage: Eukaryota; Metazoa; Chordata; Actinopteri; Centrarchiformes; Centrarchidae
Product: inter-alpha-trypsin inhibitor heavy chain H3-like
Exons: 23
Coding region: 41-2689 (882 amino acids)
Source: RefSeq, a predicted model, not a curated record